GAAUAUAACCUAACAAAUUAAAAUAAAAUGAAGGGAGUAGAAUUAAAAAAAAUCCAAUUGCCUGGAAACAAUUUCAACUUUGAUCUUUCAAGAUUGCUAUAAAAUAGUGAAAUUUAAGAAAAAUUACCAAAACCUCAUUUGCCAGGAAGCAACUUCCAUUAUGGGUGUUCAAGAUUUCCAUAAAACAGUUGAUUUUUAAGAAAAAUUCAAGAACCCCAAUUGCCAAGAAGCACACUUUCCAUUUUGGAUGUUCAAGAUUUCCAUAAAAAAGUAAACUUUAAGAAGAAUUCAAGAACCCCACUUGCCAAGAAGCAAACUUUCCAUUUUGGGUGUUCAAGAUUUCCAUAAAAAAGUGAUUUUUAAGAAGAAUUCAAGAACACUCUCCACCCCACCCCCGCACCCCAACCUCAGCUCUCCAGUUGCCAAGAAGCAGUUUCCACUGUGAUUUGUGCAAGAUUUAACUAUGAAGAAAGGAUCUUUUGCUCCUAAUCUUAAACUUUCUCUUCCUCCUCCUGAUGACGUUGCUCUCUCCAAAUUCCUGACUGAAUCAGGGACAUUUAAGGAUGGGGAUCUUCUGGUGAAUAGAGAUGGAGUUAGAAUUGUCUCACAGAGUGAAGUUGCAGCUCCUUCAGUUAUACAACCAUCAGACAACCAGUUAAGCUUAGCUGAUUUUGAAGCAGUUAAAGUUAUUGGAAAGGGAAAUGGUGGUAUUGUACGGCUGGUUCAGCAUAAAUGGACAGGGCAAUUUUUUGCUCUCAAGGUUAUUCAGAUGAACAUUGAUGAGUCCAUGCGCAAGCAUAUUGCUCAAGAGUUGAGAAUUAAUCAGUCAUCACAGUGUCCACAUGUUGUCGUAUGCUAUCAGUCAUUCUUCGAUAAUGGUGCUAUCUCCAUUAUUUUGGAGUAUAUGGAUGGUGGCUCCUUAGCAGAUUUUCUGAAAAAGGUCAAAACAAUACCUGAGCGAUAUCUUGCUGCCAUCUGCAAACAGGUUCUCCAAGGCUUGUGGUAUCUUCAUCAUGAGAAGCAUAUUAUUCACAGGGAUUUGAAACCUUCGAAUUUACUAGUCAACCACAGAGGUGAUGUCAAAAUCACCGACUUUGGCGUGAGUGCAGUACUGGCAAGCACAUCUGGACUGGCUAAUACCUUUGUCGGCACAUACAACUAUAUGUCUCCAGAGAGAAUUUCAGGAGGUGCCUAUGGCUACAAAAGCGACAUUUGGAGCUUGGGUUUAGUUUUGCUUGAGUGUGCAACAGGUCAUUUCCCAUAUACACCACCCCAGGGAGAUGAAGGAUGGGUCAAUGUCUAUGAACUUAUGGAAACCAUAGUUGACCAACCAGCACCUUGUGCACCUCCUGACCAAUUUUCUCCACAAUUCUGCUCAUUCAUAUCUGUGUGUGUCCAGAAAGACCAGAAGGACAGACUGUCGGCAAAUGAACUCAUGAGUCACCCUUUCAUCACCAUGUACAAUGAUCAGGAUAUCGAUCUCGGAUCUUACUUCACGUCCGCAGGACCUCCAUUGGCAACACUCUCUGAGCUAUAAUUGGGUUUCAGCACUGUCUUGUAAGUGAUGUUCAUCAACCGGAAUUUUGGCCAAGUAGCUUUUCCAGUCGCGACGUUCCAAAAAUUAGAAGCCAUUUUAGAAGGCAUUGAGAAUCAAGUGAAGCAGAUGGAGCCAUUGUUGUCCUUUUCAAGUCUCCGGUAGGUAGCGUUGGGAGUGUUGACCGUGAUAUUUUCUACUAUAUAGUAAUUCAAAUGGGAACAACUCCAGAUAUCCUUUUGAUAUGACUUUUUUUUGACAUUAAUCCUUGUUUGCAAGUGUUUUUGGUUUCCAAUUUGACUUCUCUUACCUUUUUGGUACAUGAAGUUGUUUAGUGUGAGUUAUGAACUGAAUGUAAAAUUAUUGAGCUCCCAUUUGUCCUAAUGAUCAAUUUAGAGACCUUUCAAUGAA
Molecule: messenger RNA, 1945 nt
Organism: Capsicum annuum
Lineage: Eukaryota; Viridiplantae; Streptophyta; Magnoliopsida; Solanales; Solanaceae
Product: mitogen-activated protein kinase kinase 2
Exons: 9
Coding region: 464-1537 (357 amino acids)
Biological process (GO): protein phosphorylation
Cellular component (GO): cytoplasm
Molecular function (GO): ATP binding; protein serine/threonine kinase activity
Source: RefSeq, a predicted model, not a curated record